Pelmatolapia mariae (spotted tilapia) is the source of this 3387-nucleotide messenger RNA. Its product is annotated as ankyrin repeat domain-containing protein SOWAHC-like. The coding region runs from base 1226 to 2443 and encodes 405 amino acids. Gene Ontology annotation, molecular function: protein binding. The transcript has a single exon. The record is from RefSeq and is a predicted model, not a curated record. NCBI's taxonomy places the organism in Eukaryota, Metazoa, Chordata, Actinopteri, Cichliformes, Cichlidae.
CAGCACCAAAUCACAACAACAGUCGUCUCAGGGCGCUUUACACUGUAAGGCAGACCCUACAAUAAUACAAACAUUACUGAAGGUGAUUAAAAAAAACAGUUCCUACUUCAUCGAAUUACAAAAAAGGAGAAUGAGCAAAUGUGACGGUACAAUUAUGACCAGCCGUAAAGAAAAUGUAAAUGUUAUCAGAAUAUUUUAACUCCAUAGCUACUCUCUCUAGGUAUUAUUUUUAGAAAAGGUUAAACUGGUUAUUUGUCAGAUUGAUCUGAAAAGGAAGUGACUUUUUAAAAAUGAACUUGACUCAGCUACGAAGAGAACGGCUCUGAGAAAAUCACCAGGACAAGAAGGCUUCAGCAUUUUGCGCAGAUAUCAGAGGUUUGCUUCGUAAAGCAAUAAAACAAUGUAUACAGUGAAGCGAGAGAUAAUUAGUUUAAUACCAAAACGAAAUAUUCUGAAUAAUUUAAGGCCAAUUACAUUAAUAUUUACACAGAUGGUUUGCUCCAAACACAUAAUAACAACAGUGUGGCAGCAGAUUAUGCAGAACGGCUGGAACAGAAUGAAAGAAAGUGAAAUAACGUUUGUCAGGUUUCAGUUUUUGGAUUUAACAAACAACAACGACGGAACAGAUUUCAGUAUUUAUUGAUCCAACACAUGCUUUCAAAGUAUCCAACGGAACUAGCAGGAGGUUAGACUGUAAUAAAUGCUGUGAGUGCGGUACAGACGUUCAUCAGUUCUGGUUUAGUGUCCCAGUAUCUUGUCCAGUAAACACUGGGUGGGGUCCAGUUUGACUCCUUAAACGUGCGGGUAUUACUGCGUUGAAAAAAAAGGCUCUACAAGAGAUUUUCUUCUCAAACUGAGCUAUAAUUAUUUUUUCCUAAUGUGGCUUUAACACUCCGUCGUGGGUUUUUACGUACACAGGUACACGUGUAAAUAAAAAGUCGACGAGUAUUUUAGUUUUAUAAGCGCUGCCCUAUUUCACAGAAAAAUGGUGCUUUGGCGCAAUCGGUACUUAAAAAGUAGAAGUCCAGUAAAUCACAGCUGUUAGUAGUUUUGGUGGAUGCGUUACAGCCCGCGGAACAAGAAGUGAGGAGAAACACCUGGCUCAGGUUACGGAAAUAACAGCCAAGUCAGAGUUCCGCAUAAUUUCAACACUGAAAGAAUUUGACGGGACAAAGUGUCCUCGGUGUGUUUGUACAGUGGAGGACUGGACCGCAGCUGGAAGGCGAUGGGAAACUGGGAAAGCUUCAGACGAGACAACAGGGAGUCCAGAAAGGAGCCGGUUGGAAAAGAGCCCAACGUACCAGAAAUUACAGUGACUGAAGCGUCGCCGCUCUCUCCAGAGAGAUCUUUCUUUAGCGUACCCGGGCCUGCACACACUGGUACGACGGGACAGGUACUUACUGCUGCUGAGCAGCAGGCUGAGUCUGAGUCACAGGAAAGCCUGAGCGCAGCAGAGGGGCUUAGUGUGACCAUGUGCAGAAAGUCUGCAGAGUCCCAGCACAGGUCUCCCUUUGGCCCGCCGGAGUCACAGGAGGAGGAGCGCGUAGAUACGCACAGUUUGUCUGGAAGUGACGAUAACAGCACCCCAAGAGGGAGUCGCAAGCAUUUCAUAGAGGUCAUGAUGAACAGCUCCCCAGCGAUUCGGCGCUCUUUUUACCUGUCCCCCAGGGCUGAAGCUGACUCCACCUCUAUGGUUUCCUCCACCCUGGACGAAGACAGGACAGCUGUAGCCUUGGAGCCUAUGGAGCAUGAGUGGAUGAUGUGUGCUUCAGACGGGCAGUGGAGCAGCUUGCAUCGCCUCCUCACCGCAGAACCCAGCCUCAUCCUGAAGAAGGAUUUUGUGACUGGCUUCACCUGCCUGCACUGGGCCGCCAAGCACGGCAAGCCUGAGCUCAUAGCCAUGAUUAUUAAUUUUGCCAAGCUGCACAACAUUUCUAUUAGUAUUGAUAUUCGAUCCAGCACUGGCUACACACCUCUGCACAUCGCCGCCAUGCACGGUCGUGUGGAGGUGGUCAAGCUUCUGGUUAGAACCUACAAUGCAGAUGUGGAGAUCAGAGACUAUAGUGGGAGGAAGGCCUGCCAGUACCUCACUGACAACUUGAGCGUGGACAUACGGAGCAUCGCUGGAGGCUGUGAGUGCUCUGCAGGUGAGAACUCUCAUCCCAGGGACGGAAGACGCUGGAGGAUCUCUAACAUAAAGCCCCUCAGCCAGCUUAACUCCAACGAUUGUGCUUCUGGGGACAGUGAGGGCCAACCCAGGGAAAUGCCCCUCAGGAGGAAGUCCUCACUGAGCAGGAUGAAGCCCAAACUGCAGAAGCUUCGUGACAGGACAUCCCAGAUCGUCCACAGCACUUCAUUCAAAGAUAAAGAGCAACUAGGAGGGUCAAAGAGAGCCUCUAGAUCCAGAGCCAAGAGCCACUUCUUUGGGUCAGAUCAGUACUGACACAGGAUGUGGUGGAGCACUACGUAUAUCUCCCAGCUUAUUUUCAUUUAUCGUUAUUGCAAACAGCCUUUCAGUGCAGUGUCUGCUUGACUUGACUGAACAUCAUGUUGAUUCAAUGGGAACAUGAAAAACAUGCUUUACUAGCUUUGGAUUAUCAAACAGGAACUUUUCUGUGUGGUGAAUAUAUGAAGCAGCUUUCAUGGUUACUGUGGCCCACUGAAGGCUGUGGGGUCAGUGGAGGAGGACAUGAGCGACUGUACUUUUAACAGCUUUUCUCUCCUUUUAGUUUUCUUUAUGAAAUAAACUAAGGGAACAGUAAUGAUCAGCUCCAUGAUGUACAACAAACGCACACUGUGUGUUCACAGCAGUAACUCCUACUAGCCUUUAAAUCAGAUCACAGAUGGUGAGACUCCCUCUGCAGGCCAAGCUGGGUAUUUUUAUCCAUCCACAGCUGACAGUAAAGCCCGUCGACCUUAAGUCAGUAAUCCGCCUGCAGUCAUCCAGAUUACUGUGUCACGAGGCUGUGAGGGAGUGUAAGGUGACAGAGAAGCUCUAGCAAAGUGUGACCACUUUGUGUGACCGCUGAGCACUGAGUGCACUGACACAUGUCACAUGAUCCAUUGAGUUUAUGGUUUACUGUAUGUGAGGACAGCAGUGGAGCAGAGGCUUAUGAGCCACGCAUGUACUAAACGUCCUGCUUCACCUCCUUCUCACACCCGGCAUCUCAUUUCUGGGAAAACCCUUCUCCCUGAUGUUGUGUGGAUGUGUGGAAGUUUCGUCACCCUGUUUUCAUCAGUGUGUAAAGAAGCACUUCUUCUCUUAGCUGCACGUUUAAUCUUUAACAGCUUGCACUUCAGCAUUUAUUUUUGCACGUUUACCUGGUUUAAUGACACCAUUUGAAUGUUUGUUUUACUUAUUAAAUAAAACACUCCAUCUCCAUCUGA